AUGGGCAGUGCUGAAGACCCAGCCUGGCUCCAGCUGCUUCAGAAGGACCCCAGCCCCCCAGGACAGCAGCCCACAGCCCUCUCCCGCCCACAGGAUGGGAGCCUGGGGGCUGGGGGCCCAGCCAUGAGGGAAUGCUGCCCCUCCCAGCAAAAGGCCAGCUCUGCACCCCCCAGACACUCCCCUGACCAAGGCCCAGGCAUGGACUCUAGACACAGCAGCCCCAGUGGGGCUGUGGAAGGUGCCUCCUGCUCUGAGGCCCCUGGUGGGAACUUGGCCUGCCCUUCCCCAACCUGCAUCCCUCCCCAAGAGGCAGCCAUCCAGGGGACACUGGGGAUCCACGAAGCCCUGACCUCAGGGACCCCAGAAACCACCUUCUCUGUGAAGCCAGGGGUUUCGAAGGCAGAGCCUGUGUCCUCAGUAAAACUUGAUCCCACAUCUUCAGAGAAUAGAAGUCCUAUGUUCUUGGAAAAGAUGGAUUCCAAGUCUUCAAAGAAGGCAGAUUCCACUUCCACAGCCAAGGAAGAUGCUGGGUCCUCAAGGAAGACAGAUCCCAUAGUUACAGCACAGACAGAGCCUACCAUCCUGGGAAAAGGGGAUCCUGUGUCUUCUGGAAAGAUGGAUCCUGGAUCCUUGGGAAAGGAGGAUUGUAUGUCCUCUAGAAAAGUGAAUACAGUGUCCCCAAGGAAGGAGGAUCCUGGGUCUUUGAGAAAGGUGGAUCCUGUGUCCUCGGGCAAAGUGGAGCCUGCAUUGCCAAGAAAAGAGGAUCCCGGGUGCUCAGGAAAAGAGCACCCGGUGUCCUCAGAAAAGGUGGGUUCUGCAUCCUUAGGAAACGUGGAUCCCAUGUCCCUGGAAAACAUGGGUUCUGCUUCUGCAGAAAAGACAGAUCCUGGGUCCUUGGGAAAGGUGACUCCAGGAUCCUCAGGCAAGAUAGAACUUGUAUCAUCUGGGACAGUGGAACCUGGGUCCUCAGGAAGGGGGGAUCCUACAGGCUUGGGGAUGGCAGAUCUUAUACCUGUGGGAAAUGCAGAAAUUGUGUCCUCCACAAAAGAGGACCCCAAGUUCCUAGGAAAGAUGGAUCCUGCCUCCUCAGGAAACGGGGAUCCUAUGUCUAUGAGAAUGAUGAAAACUCUAUCUGCUGGGCAAAUGGAUCCUGUGUUUUCAGGAAAGAUGGAUCCCACAUCUUUGAAAACUGUGGAGCCCAUGUCUUCAGAUAAGGUGGGUUCUGUUUUCUUGGGAAAGGUCGGUCCUGUGUCCUCGGGAAAGCCAGAGUCCUUGUCUUCUGCGCAGGCCAAGCCUGUAUCUGUGGAAAAGUCAGACACUCCAUCCUCAGGAAAAGAGGUCCCCGUGACCUCCAGGAAGGUGGAUCCCAUUUCUGUGGGAAAUAUAAAAGCAUCAUUUUAUGGAAAAGUGAAUCCUGAAUCCUUGGGGAAGAAAGACCCCUUGUCCUCAGGUCCAGGGGAUCCCAAGUCCUUGGGGACUGCAGGGGCCCCAUCUUCAGUAAAACCUGAGGCAGUGACUGGGAUCGGAGUGGGACCACUGUCCUCGGAGAAGGCAGAUCCUGUGGCCUCUGGGAAGGCUGAGUCCCUGGCUUUGGGCAAGGUGGAACGGGUAGAGACCAGGGGAGAGGCAGAAGCUGGCCCUUCUGGAGAAGUGGACUCUGUGUCUUCAGGAAAGGUGGACCCCAGUACUCCAGGAAAAACAGUCCCUGUGUCCUUGGGGAAGGGGGAUCCCAUGUCCUCAGGAAAAGCAGGAGCUGUCCCAGAGAGAAAGGUGGAUCCUCUGCCUCCAGAGAAAGGGGAUUCUGGGAACUCCAGAAAAGUGGAUCCCAGUGCCUCAGGGAAAGCAGAGCUGACCUCUGAGGGCAAAGCAGAACCGAUGCCCCCUGGGAAAGAGGCUGCAGUCUCAUCAGGAAAAGCAGAGGCCGUGUGUUCACAGAACGAGAAGCCGCUGGCCUCGGUGAAUCCCGGCUCCUCGGGAAAAGCAGACCCCAUUGCUUCUGGGAAGGUGGCUCCUCUGGGGAAGGCACCCUCUGCGUCUCCAAGAAAACCAGAAACUCCAGCCUUGGGGAAGGUGGUCCCCACGACUCUGGAGAAAGUCGAGGGCUUCUCCUUCAGGCAGUCAGAUGGCAAGUCCCACGGUGCAGCCCCUUCCCCAGAGGGUGUCGGGAGCGGCAGAGGCAGCACAGAGCCAGAGCCCGCCCUCCGCAUCGAGGCUUCCAGCCUCGGCCCGAAAGACCCGGCGGUGGCCCGGGCGACGAAAAGCCCUGGCUCCGAGGCCACAGCGACCCCGUCCGGGCAGCGGACUCGCGACAACUUCACCAAGGCGCCAUCGUGGGAGGCUAGCGUACUUCCGCCGCCGCGCGAGGACGCGGGCACGCAGGCGGGCGCGGAGGCCUGUGUCUCAGUGGCCGUGAGCCCCAUGUCUCCGCAGGACAGCGCGGGCGACCCGGCCUUCAGCUUCCAGGCGGCUCCCCGCGCGCCGAGCCCCGCGCCCAGGCCGCCCUUGCGCCGGGACGCAGGCCUGCAGGUGUCGCUGGGCGCCGCCGAGACACGGUCAGUGGCCACCGGGCCCAUGACGCCGCAGGCCGCUGCACCGCCCGCCUUCCCCGAGGUGCGGGUGCGGCCCGGUUCGGCGCUGGCGGCCGCCGUGGCGCCCCCCGAGGCGGCCGAGCCUGUGCGCGACGUGAGCUGGGACGAAAAGGGUAUGACCUGGGAGGUGUAUGGCGCUGCUAUGGAGGUGGAGGUGCUGGGCAUGGCCAUCCAGAAGCACUUGGAGCGGCAGAUCGAGGAGCACGGCCGCCAAGGGGCGCCAGCACCCCCUUCCACCUCCCGCCCAGGCCUGGGCCGCUCGGGCUCUGUGCGCGCCGCUCCCCCCGAGGGCGCGGCCAAGCGUCCGCCUGGCCUCUUCCGCGCGCUGCUGCAGAGUGUGCGGCGGCCGCGGUGCUGCUCGCGGGCCGGACCCACGGCUGAGUGAUCCGCGCCUCCUUUGUAUGCCGACGCCCGGGUUUCCAACCUCAGGCUCCUUUCUGGACCCAGGCCUCUAGAAAGGAUCCCCUCGGCGCGCGCCAGACCCUAAGGGGUGGGCAGCCUCUAGGUUCCUUCUCAACCCCUUCUUUCCAGCCCACUUUCCUCCCAGACUCAAACACUGAACCCCCCUCUACCCAGAUCCCUCGUGGCCAUGAGCCCACGAACCCAGCCCUGAUGCCUCAUUGCCCCCUCACAGCCCUCAGUUCCACUCCUGGUCACACUGGGCUACCAUGGGGACCUGUGCAACACCCCAUCCUCAUCCCUCAGAGCCAGGCAGGCUACUGAGUUGUUCAGACUGGUGUGUUGAGGCCUGAAGCAGGGCCAGGUCCCCAGAGUGGGAAAGACCGUGAGUACAAAUCUGUGAGUGGGCAAAGCUCCAAGUGUGCAAGGGUUGUUGUUUGGGAUCUUGAGGGCGCAAGGCUCCGAAUGUGUGGCCCUGGGCGUGUGAGGCUCUGAAAGAGUGAGUGUGUCCAUGUGGUGGGCUGGCCCCCAGGGCGUGGACGACUCCUGCAUGCUGUUGGUAGACCUUCCCCAAUUCACCUGUACCCACCAGCCCAGUCCCCCUCCCCUGUCUCCUCCUUGCAUCUGGUCUGGUUCACAAUUCCCAGAUAGGCCAAAGGCAGUGCAGGACGUGCCCUGGGGGCUUAGCUGAGAGGGAGAGUCGAAGAAACGUCAGAGGGUCUCAGACAGGCCAGGAGGUCACAGAGGCUCAUGGAAGGUCUCAGGCCACAGGCAGCCUGGUGACCGAUGGGGACAGUAUGGAGAGCUCAUUCUAUAACAGCUGUCCUUUAAAGGCCACCCUCUGCAGCCCUGUGUUCCCCCUGUGCUGUUAGCCCCCACAAGUCCCUUGUGACCACUCAGUCCCCUGCCCCCCCCAGCCAUGGUUUUUGACUACAAGCUGUCACAGUAUACAUUGGUAAUAAAAUCUUUCCCCGACCCUUAUCUGUUCUGAUUGGCUAAAAGCAGAAGAGGGCAGGGCAACAAGAUAUAUUUUUGUACCCAGAGAGGGAUAGGUA
Messenger RNA from Loxodonta africana (African savanna elephant), 4042 nucleotides. RefSeq names its product G protein regulated inducer of neurite outgrowth 1 (gene GPRIN1). Gene Ontology annotation, cellular component: plasma membrane. Lineage: Eukaryota; Metazoa; Chordata; Mammalia; Proboscidea; Elephantidae. The record is from RefSeq and is a predicted model, not a curated record. Gene Ontology annotation, biological process: neuron projection development.